CGAGCCAAUCGUUAGUCAGUGUGGGCGGAGCCGCGCGCCCCGCACCUGCGCAUGAAGAGCGGGCGGUGGAGGCGCUCAGUCAGCGAUGCGGGCCGGGGAGGUGAUGUCGCUGGUGGGGGCCGUCGCUCCGCUGCUGCUGCUGCUGCUGCUCGCUGUGGCCGAGUCGGCGCCCCGGGCUCCCCGCAAAGCCCCGCCACAGCAGCGCUACACCCCCGACUGGCCGAGCCUGGACUCCCGGCCGCUGCCGGAGUGGUUCGACGAGGCCAAGUUCGGGGUGUUCGUGCACUGGGGCGUGUUCUCCGUGCCGGCCUGGGGCAGCGAGUGGUUCUGGUGGCACUGGAAGGGCCAGUCGCUGCCCCGAUACCAGAGCUUCAUGCGGGACAACUACCCGCCCGGCUUCAGCUACGCCGACUUCGGGCCUCAGUUCACGGCGCGCUUCUUCCACCCGGAGGACUGGGCCGACCUCUUCCAGGCCGCGGGGGCCAAGUAUGUAGUCCUGACAACAAAGCAUCAUGAAGGCUUCACAAACUGGCCAAGUCCUGUGUCUUGGAACUGGAACUCUCAGGACCUGGGACCCCAUCGUGAUUUGGUUGGUGAGUUGGGAACAGCUGUCCGGAAGAGGAACAUACGCUAUGGACUCUACCACUCACUUUUAGAGUGGUUCCAUCCGCUCUACCUGCUUGAUAAGAAAAAUAACUUCAAAACACAACAUUUUGUCAGUGCAAAAAUAAUGCCAGAGCUGUACGACCUUGUUAACAGGUACAAGCCUGAUCUGAUCUGGUCUGAUGGCGAGUGGGAAAGUCCUUACACUUACUGGAACUCCACAAAUUUUCUUGCUUGGCUCUACAAUGAUAGCCCUGUCAAGGAUGAGGUAGUUGUAAAUGACCGAUGGGGUCAGAACUGUUCCUGUCACCAUGGAGGAUACUUUAACUGUGAAGAUAAAUUCAAGCCAGAGAGCUUGCCAGAUCACAAGUGGGAGAUGUGCACAAGCAUUGACAAGAUGUCCUGGGGCUAUCGUCGCAACAUGGUGAUGUCUGAUGUUACAGGGGAAUCUGAAAUCAUUUCGGAAUUGGUUCAGACAGUAAGUCUGGGAGGCAACUAUCUUCUGAACAUUGGACCAACUAAAGAUGGAUUGAUUGUUCCCAUCUUCCAAGAAAGGCUUCUUGCUGUUGGGAAGUGGCUGAGCAUCAAUGGGGAGGCUAUCUAUGCCUCCAAACCAUGGAGGGUGCAACUGGAAAAAAACACAACGUCUGUAUGGUAUACCUCAAAAGGAUCAACUGUUUAUGCCAUUUUUCUACACUGGCCAGAAAAUGGAGUCUUAAACCUUAAAUCCCCUAUAACUUACUUGACUACAAAGAUAACAAUGCUGGGAGUCCAAGAAAAUCUGAAGUGGUCUGCAGAUCCGGAUAAAGGCCUCCUCAUUUCUCUGCCCCAGUUGCCACCCUCUGCUGUCCCAGUGGAGUUUGCUUGGACUUUAAAGCUGACAAAUGUGAAGUGAUCAUUGGAGUUCGAGAGGAAAAGAACCACUGCCUGCUGUUUGCUCCUUUGAUUUUCCUCUUUUAGUAUCAUCACUAUAAUAAACUAACUUCUCUUCCCCACACGAA
Messenger RNA from Galeopterus variegatus (Sunda flying lemur), 1604 nucleotides. RefSeq names its product fucosidase, alpha-L- 1, tissue (gene FUCA1). NCBI's taxonomy places the organism in Eukaryota, Metazoa, Chordata, Mammalia, Dermoptera, Cynocephalidae. The transcript has 8 exons. Gene Ontology annotation, molecular function: alpha-L-fucosidase activity. The record is from RefSeq and is a predicted model, not a curated record. Gene Ontology annotation, biological process: fucose metabolic process; glycoside catabolic process. The coding region runs from base 86 to 1498 and encodes 470 amino acids. Gene Ontology annotation, cellular component: lysosome.